This is a messenger RNA of Symbiodinium sp. CCMP2592, 1122 nucleotides long. The record is from the annotation of a GenBank genome assembly. NCBI's taxonomy places the organism in Eukaryota, Dinophyceae, Suessiales, Symbiodiniaceae.
AUGCAGGACUCGGAGGGGCUGCGCCAGCGAGGCGUUCGGCCGCUGAGGCCGGCUUAUCACGAGACACCACUCUGUUCCAUCGGAAAGACUGUGCGGGUGCACCUGCCCUCGGGCCAGAUUCGGCGUGCAAUUGUGGAGUAUGUCAAUGAGGACGGCACAGUGGAUGUCGCCUUUGCCGGGGAUUCCGUGAGUUUGGCGGAGGCCCCGAAAGACAUGGGAGCGACUGAAGCGACUGUGGCUGCUGACAGCCUAAGGCCGCUCCAUGACGAGGAGCUCUCUUUGGAUGAUGACAAAGCCUUCGAAGGCCCUGGGGCAGCACAGCGCGCUAAGGAAGUCGGAAACCUUGUGUUCAAGCUUGGCGACAUGGAGGCUGCAGCAGAACUCUAUGCCCGGGCACUGAAAGUGCUCGAGCGGUGCGAGGACGGCGUCGAAUGGGUCCUGGCAAAUCGGCACGGCUCUUUGCAGCCUGCUCGAGUGUGCCGAGGACCUCGCCUUCGCCGCCGCUCGCGCCUUUGCGGCCACCCUGCUCGCAUUGCCACGAUUUGCCAGCGUCGAUGGCGACCCGCUGUGGCUGAACGAUCUCCUGACAGUGCACCUGACCGAAUUGAUCUGAAAUUCUGUGGCACCGACGAGGUCCUUCAAGGAGUUCCCCUCUCUGCAGUGCUCGGCGUUCGGUUGGAUCAGCUUUUGCUUCAAGGCAGCUUGCAUCUCAAUCGCUCACGAGCACUAGCACAGCUUGGACACCAAGCUGAAGCUGCCCAGGACCUGUCCAUCGUGAUCUCGCUGUGGGCUGCCCACGCUGCAGCAGGUUCCCCGCGAAUUGGGAAGGACGAAGAGUGCAAGGAACAGCUGGUCAAGGCCUUCUACCUCCGUGCCAAGACACGGAUGUCCAGGCAGCGAAUCGAGCCUGCUCGCAGUGACCUGGCAGCUGCAGCUGCACUGAGGCCUGCGGAAGCAACUGCGACGCUGCUGCGCCAGGCUGAGCGCGAACUUGAAGCUGUGCAGAGAGAGAAGGUCCGAAGCAACAAAAAGCUGGCAAAGGAGAUUGCCAAGUUCGCAGACUCCGCAAUGUCAGGUCUCUCUGAGGCAGAGCUGGCGGCCUUGGGCGCGGGAACCGAAUGA